AAAAGAUAAUCAAACACAUUAUUUGCAAUUUAGCAUCGCGGAGGAAUAAAUGUUUUGUUUACAUCUGAGGUUACUUUCAUUUUCAAUUUGAUGGGGAAAAAAUAAUUUCGGAAUUUAAAGAAAAAAAUCCAUAAAGAAAUUGUUUCUAAUUUUAUUAUUUUAAUAUUUAACCUCUUACACAAAUAAUGGAAUCUUAAAAUAAUUAAUUUCAAUUUUAUCGUUAUCACAAUAACGCUUAAAAAAUAUAGGAAAGAAGUUCUUUAUAACAAAACUUAUAUGCGACCAAGUUCUACUUUCGUUUCAUUUUCCAACGUUUGUUUUGUUAUGGAAGUUGAUGAGGUUGGCGAUGAUGAUUGGUAUGAUCAUUUAUUGGUUCACCAACCAGCUGGGAUUUUGUAUGAAAUAUUUAAACACUUGGACUGGAUGGACCUAUGCAGCUUGGCUCAGACAUGCACAAAAUUCAGAGAUCUCAUCAAAAGAGCCACAAUAUGGAUGCAGAUGAAAACAUUAGAUUUUACAGAAUGUCUUUUGCCAUUGGCUGAUAGAAUCCUGAAAAUCAUUAAGCGUUGUCCUAAUGCUGAGUAUAUCAAAGUUGGAGCAAUGGUUUUAGAAAAUUCCACUUUGGAUCAUUUUCUUGCAUCAGUUUUUGGAUGUUGCCAGCACUUGAAAAAGAUAUUCAUUGAUACAGACUCAGUAGACAAUGAGACUAUUGAAGUCUUGCAUGAGAAGGGAGAUAACUUGGAAUAUUUGUCUGUAAAUCUUUGGGACAAGCACCUUGACAGCCAUCACUUGACACAAGUGUUAGCCCUUGGACGCUUGAAAGAACUCAAUAUUCAACAGUGCAGAUCAAACAUUUUUGUCCACAGAGUAGAAGACAAUCCAACAUAUAACAUCAGAAAACUUGUAUUGAAUUAUUCAAGUCUGCAAGAAGGAAAUGUCAGAGAAAUUUUACGCUCAUGUGUUCAUUUAGAAUACUUGGAUCUGCAAUAUUCAGUUUCAAAAUUCUCAACAAAUAAUUUACCUGUUAAAAGUGGAUUAAACACCUUAAAAGUGUUAAAUUUAGGACAUAACUAUUUACAAAGUCUUGAGACAGAACAACCAUUUCCUAGUCUAGAGACUUUAAACCUUGAUAUGUGCCAAAUGUUAGAAGUUGUUAAAGUAGAAGCGCCUCUUUUGCUCAACUUCUCCUGCCUUUGCUGUGAUGCCUUGAAUAGACUAGAGUUGUCCCCAUGCAGCAUUAAUUCUAUACAUCUUGAAUUGGAAAUGCUGCAGACUUUACACAUCAACAGCAUAUGUUUACAAGAAAUGGAGCUUUUAAGUAACAAACGGUUGUCUUGUGAGUUGUUAAUGGCAGCCAUUCCACACAAAGACCUAUUGCAAGUGUUAUCUCUGGACAGAUGUAAUGGAAUAUCAGCAAGUGAUCUCAGUGAAAUAAUGACUGAAUUCCCAAACCUGAGAGAGCUGAGGCUGAGUGUGGGUGAACCAAAGGUCCCCUGGAAUCAGGCUGAAGUCAGAUCGGAAAAACUAAGAACCCUGCAUUUUGGUGGCUGCAACAUUCUGCCUAGUCUUUUGGUCAGUGCUCCAGCUCUCCUCUCUCUGCACCUACAGGGCUGUAGAGAUUUUGAGGAGGCUGCUCUCUUUGAUGGCCUGCUGUAUGGCAAAAAAAUAGAGAGAGCAAGGGGUAUGGAAUGUCUUUGGAAUCGGAGGGUGGAUCAAACAAUUUUUGAAAAUCACAGUGGUGUUGAGAACUUGCAAGAACUGUACCUCACAGACAUGAAGGGCAUCAAAGGAACAGUUCUCUCAUCUGCCAUUACCAACUUUAGCUUCCUCUCUAAACUCGUUCUCAAACACUGCAACUUCUUAUCACAACUGCCUCUUUCAGACUGCUCCAGUAUAGAAGUUCUAUGUAUAGAGAGCUGCCCCAAAUUUUCAUCUCUAGUUAUUUCAAACUGUUCAAAUCUACAUAUAGUUCAUGUUAAGUACUGCAGUAUGAUGCAGCAAUGCAAUGUGGUAGCCAAUCAGUUGACAGAGACUGAUUUCACUGGGACCAACUUCUCCCAUUUUAACCUUUCAUCAGCAGAACUACAACAUCUAACAUUACAGGGGGUGUGUACAAGAGAAACCAACACUCUCAACCUCAGCUGUCCAUCAUUGGAAUCCUUAGACAUUCAGAAGUGUGACAUGCUUUCAGAGGAGACAGUCAAGGAAAUAUUUACUUCUUGUCCAAAGCUGACGUCACUUACAAUUCUUGGAGGUCACCAGAUAAGGAGUCUAGAAAUACCAAGGUUGCUUGAAGUUCUGAGUUUGACUGGGCUAAGAAAAUUGCAACAUAUCAGAGGAACACAGCCAAAUAAACUAUAUCACUUGACUUUGAAUAAUUUGCCAAAGUUUACCCCAGAUCUGAGGAUGGAGCUAUUGAAAUGGUGUGAAGAGACUCUGGAAGUCUUGGAGGUCAGAGCUAUACCAGGGGAAGUUGAACUCUCCCUGCAUCUCUCCCGUUUGAAGUCUCUGACUCUUGAUCAGGGCAUACAUCUAUCCAAACUAUAUAUCAAGUGUCCAAAACUCUCAGCUUUAAGAGUACAGGGCUGUCCAAAAUUGUCUUUCCUGGAAAUAGACAUGGAGACUCUGUCACAGAUUCAGAUUCACCACAGUGCUCGGCUCAUGGGUCUGCGUCAUAUGAGCAUCAACAUUCCGUCCAUAAGGCACCUCUCUACCAUACUCUCCUAUUAUGCCCCCAAUCUUAAGACAUUGACCAUUGAAAAAAGUUGGAUUUCAAAAGAGGAAAUUGUGAAACUUGGCAGGUGUCUUUCAUGUUUAGAAGUUAUACUGGUAAAGAACUGUGCUGGAGAAAAUUUUUGUGAGGAAACAUUCGAUCCUGCCUUUCUCGGACGGACAAACAAAGUUCCACUGAGAUUAGAACAAAUUUAAAAUGGUGCAUUUCCCUUAAUAUUAUUUCAAGA
Molecule: messenger RNA, 2960 nt
Organism: Magallana angulata
Lineage: Eukaryota; Metazoa; Mollusca; Bivalvia; Ostreida; Ostreidae
Exons: 23
Coding region: 277-2928 (883 amino acids)
Biological process (GO): SCF-dependent proteasomal ubiquitin-dependent protein catabolic process
Cellular component (GO): SCF ubiquitin ligase complex
Molecular function (GO): protein binding
Source: RefSeq, a predicted model, not a curated record